AUGUGGCCUAAGAAAAGAGACAACUUUGCAGAGAAGGAAGCAUCUAAGAAAACUGCUGAAAGCUUUGAACAAACCCUACAUACUUAUAUUAAAAUAAAAAUGAGAAUUUUGGCUGUUAGGGUGAAAGCAUCGAUAAAAUCUAGGUACACAAAUAAGAACAAUUGUUUUGGGGAGCAGUUCUCACAAGCCAUAAAAGUGGUUACAAAAAUUUGUCUCACUGUUCUGUGUUCCUUGGAAAAAUUGCACAACUUAGAGUAUGACUUAACUCAAAAGAGGAUUUAAUUAUGCAGAAAUGUGGUAUAAAGAGAUGAAUUGAUUAUCAAGUGAGAUGAGGUGCAGCAGAACUUGUACUCAGUAGCGACAGAAUUAAUUUCGGAGGUGGAUCAACUGCCCCUCUCUGAGCACUCAAGAGUGUUACAGGAGCUGACAGCUUCUCUGGAGGUGAUGUAUGGUCACGAUUCUGAAGCAGAUGACUCGGAGGUAUUUCAACAGUUCUUUGAGUGGAAGGGCAUUAAAGCAAAGAAAUUAAUUUGUGUCAGAAACAAUAUGGGCGAAACUCUGCAAAUUCUUGCUGACUGGUUCAGUGACAUCUUACAGUUUAGGACUCAAUCUUCCUGGAAAGACUGUCAGCUGCUGCUUCUCCAUUCCUGCAGGCCCAGUUUGCUCGAUCUCCUUCUUGUCACUAUUCCACGUAAAUGUUCUGUGUCAGCAUGACUUCCCUGCUCCUAAGUCAACAUCUGUUCCAGUUUUCAGGGUUCCCCACUAUUCCUUAGAGAGGUUUAAAGAAGCUUUGCAUUCAAACCCAGGAAUUUGGCAUAAAAGAAGAUGGAACACCUGAGGUAGGUAUUGU
Corvus hawaiiensis (hawaiian crow) is the source of this 850-nucleotide messenger RNA. It is a transcript of the gene STK31, whose product is annotated as serine/threonine kinase 31. Lineage: Eukaryota; Metazoa; Chordata; Aves; Passeriformes; Corvidae. The record is from RefSeq and is a predicted model, not a curated record.